CUGAAUCUAACCAGAUUUCUGUCCUGAAAUACAUCUCUCAGUUUGGAAUGAUGGGAGCCUUGGUCACAGUCUUUUUCCUGUUAUUUUUUUCAGGGGCAGUUCUUGGACAUGGGUCCUCGAGAAAACAAGACAAAAAUUGUGAUUCUUUGAUGUAUCGGGACUUAGUUUCAUCAAAACCCCAGUUCUCCUUCAGAAACAUUGCCUAUUUCAAUGGAGAACGUGUCUACCAAUAUGACAGCAAUAGCCAGAAGGCAGUGCCUGAACCAGAAUGGGAAAAUGUGGAGGACUGGGACAAGGAAAGCCAGAUUCAAAAACAAAGAGGAGAUUUUGCAAUAGAGACCCUGAAAGAAAUCAUGAACAUCUCUAAAAAAGAACGUGAUUCGCAUGUCUUGAAUGGAAGGAUUAAGUGUGAGCUUUGCCAGAAUGAUGCCACCAGUGGUUCCUGGAGUUAUACCUAUGAUGGGAGUCCAUUCAUUAGGUUUGACAAAGACAAAGUAGCCUGGAUCGCAGAGCAACCUGCAGCUACCACGAUUAAACAGAAAUGGGAGGAAAACCCAGGUGCUGUGAAUCGGGCUAAGGAAUAUCUGGAAAAGGAAUGUAUUGAGACACUCAAAAAAUUCCGGGAUUACAAGAAGGCUAAUUAGGAUAAACCAGGUGGCCAAGAUCGAGGGGACCUUGGGAAUGGAGUUCCAUCUUAAUCCCAAUCAGAAAGAGGAGGAACCGUGAAGAUCUUCAUCACCAUGACCACUGCUAUCACCACCACCACUAUACUUAAUAACACUUCCCUAUCAUUGCAUUUCCAGAAAAGAGAAUUAUAUAGACACAGAUCCUUCCCUGUCACAGCUUACAAUAUGACAUAAAUAACAUUAAGCUGAACUAAAUGUCUCAUAAAACUAAAUAAAAUCAACUAGCAUUUG
Messenger RNA from Antechinus flavipes (yellow-footed antechinus), 917 nucleotides. Its product is annotated as zinc-alpha-2-glycoprotein-like. The record is from RefSeq and is a predicted model, not a curated record. The transcript is spliced from 4 exons. Gene Ontology annotation, cellular component: external side of plasma membrane. The coding region runs from base 48 to 644 and encodes 198 amino acids. Lineage: Eukaryota; Metazoa; Chordata; Mammalia; Dasyuromorphia; Dasyuridae. Gene Ontology annotation, biological process: immune response.